AUGGCUGGUUUCGCCGAUCUGAACGUGCCGCAGGGCUCGGACAGGAAGGGGCUGCAGAGCCUGCUGGAGGCUGCAGCGCACCUGGGCUAUUCUGUAGUUGCUCUGAAUCAUGUAAUCGAUUUUAAAGAAAAGAAACAGGAUAUUAUCAAGCCGGUAUCUCCUUCAGAGUUGUUUCCAUCUCUACCUAUUGUACAAGGGACAUCUAAAAGAAUUAAAGUCUUAACCCGGCUGACUCUUGUCGUUUCUGAUCCUUCCCACUGUAAUCUCUUGAGAUCAACAUCUGCAAAUAUAAGGUUGUAUGACAUCAUAGCAGUAUUUCCAAAGACUGAGAAACUGUUCCAUAUCGCUUGCACAACUCUAGACGUGGAUCUGGUCUGCAUAAAUGUAACAGAAAAGCUGCCAUUCUACUUCCGAAGGCCCCCUGUGAAUAUGGCAAUAGAUCGAGGCAUUUACUUUGAACUUCUUUACACGCCUGCCAUCAAAGACUCCACAAUGAGAAGAUACACAAUUUCAAAUGCGAUCAGCCUGAUGCAGAUCUGCAAAGGAAAGAACAUAGUUAUAUCUAGUGCAGCUGAAAGGCCUCUAGAACUACGAGGUCCUUAUGAUGUGGCUAACCUAGGUUUGCUGUUUGGCCUGUCAGAGAGUGAAGCCAAGGCUGCCGUGUCUACCAACUGCAGAGCCACCAUACUUCAUGGAGAGACUCGGAAGAGUGCCUGUGGGGUAGUGUAUACGGUGAAGAAGCCUCGCAAGGUUGAGGAGGAAGAAACAACGGUGCCAGCCUGCAAAAAAGCUAAGACUCAAGCUUGAGGACUGAACCAGCUGCCAACAGGAGACUCCAUCCCAUCUUUACCCAGUGUUGAGUCUUCCCCCACCCUCCAGCCAGCCUGCUUCCUCCCUUACUACUUUAACCUGGAGAAAAAUUAUUCUUCUGGUGUUCAAGUGAGGAGAGCUGUGGGAAUGAGACUGCUGAAUAGUAGAUCACCACAUCUGAAAGGGCUCUUACCAAGGAUAGGAGACUGUCUGUCCUUCCUCUCUUAGGUCUUCUGGAAUCAGUGCAAACUCAACACCAUGUUUCUAGUCUGUGGAAGUUUUCAGUUGUACAAAUGCAUUCCAUUUUUUAUUAAAAGUGUUUCUAACGGCACAUGCCUUCAAAAUCUGGCUCUUAUGGUUUCACAAGUUUUGAACACAUCUCUGUACUAAACCUUACACCCACAAGCCAAUAGAUGAAGUUUACCUUCAGUGGCCUAUGAGGAGUUAAAAAAAAAAAGUAAAUAAACUGUUUUCCAUUGUGUUUUGUGAUUAAUGGCAAUAAAGCAGAUC
Colius striatus (speckled mousebird) is the source of this 1320-nucleotide messenger RNA. It is a transcript of the gene RPP30, whose product is annotated as ribonuclease P/MRP subunit p30. Lineage: Eukaryota; Metazoa; Chordata; Aves; Coliiformes; Coliidae. Gene Ontology annotation, molecular function: RNA binding; structural constituent of ribosome. The transcript is spliced from 11 exons. Gene Ontology annotation, cellular component: nucleolar ribonuclease P complex; ribosome. The record is from RefSeq and is a predicted model, not a curated record. Gene Ontology annotation, biological process: tRNA processing; translation. Bases 1 to 807 code for a protein of 268 amino acids.